This is a messenger RNA of Phlebotomus papatasi, 2350 nucleotides long. RefSeq names its product arylsulfatase B. Lineage: Eukaryota; Metazoa; Arthropoda; Insecta; Diptera; Psychodidae. The record is from RefSeq and is a predicted model, not a curated record. The transcript is spliced from 5 exons. The coding region runs from base 561 to 2270 and encodes 569 amino acids.
GUUUUUGCUUUACAUAACCUCCAAAAAACAAACAUUUCAUUUGGGUUUUUGAGGUUAUUUGUGAUGUAACCUCAAAUUUCAAAAUAACGUUUUCAUCAGAGGGAAGAAUUAAACGUAGCAAAACAAUUCCAAAUGACAUUAUUAUCCAAUGUAAGAACGAUUUGGAUUUGGAAUGUUCAGCAAUCAGAACUGUAUCUGCCCGAAUCUCAGGAAUCUUAAGCGAUAAGCCUAAUGAUUUUCCACAAAGUUUUACGAACUUUUGUUGUUGUUGUCGAGCCACGCGAGUCGAUUUAAUUUCGCGCUCACGACUCUUGGGCUCUUUAACUCUUCUAUCAGUUGUCUGGGGCAUUGCGAGCUGUUCACAACAAAUUUGUCCCCGAGACUUUGGGGCAGGCGCUUUGAUAUCGCUGCAGCUGUAGGCAAUUCUUAUCUCCAGUUGCUUCCUGUGACUAUUUCUUGUGCGUGAGGGAGAAAGUUUCAAAUGUUCAAAGGGAUUUUUUCGAUUUUUUCUGUUUAGUAAAAAUUUCUGGCGCGCAUUUUGAGAUUUGUGACCCAAUGCAAUGAAAUUUCGAGUGGCUUUGUGUCUGGUGCUAGUGAAUUUGCUCGUGAUUGAAGCUCAAGAUCAGAGACCCAAUAUUGUCUUCAUUCUGGCCGAUGAUUUGGGCUGGAAUGAUGUUGGUUUCCAUGGUUCCAAUCAAAUUCCAACGCCCAAUCUCGAUGCUCUGGCCUAUUCAGGCCUCAUCCUCCAGCGCUACUACGUCACUCCGAUCUGCACUCCCUCCAGGGCAGCUCUCAUGACGGGAAAGUAUCCCAUCCACUUGGGAAUGCAGCACACUGUUCUCUAUGCGGCAGAACCUCGUGGUUUACCGCUCUCGGAGAAACUCUUACCUGAACAUCUUAAGAAACUUGGAUAUGUGAAUCACAUCGUCGGGAAGUGGCAUCUGGGUCACUACAAGAAAGUCUACACUCCACUCUAUCGUGGCUUUGACUCCCAUUUGGGAUUCUGGUCAGGUCGUCAGGACUAUUUCGACCAUACGUCCAUUGAGAAGCCCAGCUGGGGCUUUGACAUGAGACGCAACAUGGAUGUGGCUUAUGAUCUCCAUGGGAAAUAUCUCACGGAUAUCAUUGGGCAGGAAUCUGUGAAUAUUGUGAAGAAUCACAACACCUCCUCUCCUCUCUUCCUCUACAUUGCCCAUGGAGCUGUUCACUCUGGCAAUCCCUACAAUCCCCUUCCAGCUCCGGAUAAGAAAGUGGACACAUUCAGGGACAUUGAGGAUUUCAAUAGGAAAAAAUUCGCUGCUAUGAUGUCCUCCCUGGAUGACUCUGUGGGAGCCGUUGUGUCUGCUCUCUCGGCCAGAGGGAUGCUGGAGAAUUGCAUAAUUGUCUUUAGCACGGACAAUGGAGGACCAGCAAUGGGAUUCAAUCUCAAUGCUGCUUCCAAUUGGCCACUCAGAGGAGUUAAGAAUACUCUCUGGGAGGGAGGAGUUCGAGGAGCAGGUCUACUCUGGAGUCCUCUGAUUAAGAAGAAUCAGAGACUAGCCAGGCAGACCAUGCACAUCUCUGAUUGGCUUCCUACUCUCUAUGUUGCAGCCGGAGGAGACAUAAAAGAUCUAGGAGACGGGCUCGAUGGCAUGAACUUGUGGAGAGAACUCACAGAGGAUGAGGACUCCAAGAGAACGCACAUCCUGCACAAUAUUGACGACAUCUGGGGAAGUGCUGCUCUGACAGUCAGCAAUUGGAAGGUGGUCAAAGGAACAAACUACAAUGGCCAGUGGGAUGGAUGGUACGGUCCAGCAGGAGACAGAGAUCCCAUUAACUACAAUCUCAACGUCCUGAAAUCCUGCCCAACAGCCAGAAUCCUCCUGAGGAUGAAGUACUUCCCAACAGAUGGACAAAUCCGGAGCUUAAGGGCAGAAGCCAACGUGGAGUGCGAAAAGAAACUCCCCUAUUCCCCAAGUGACUGCAAUCCUCUGAAGAGUCCUUGCCUCUUCAAUGUCAAUGAGGAUCCCUGUGAACUGACCAAUUUGGCCAGCAAAUACCCAAAUAUACUGAACUCUGUCCUCGCAGAAUUGGACAAGUACAACAGAACGGUAGUUCCUCCUUCCAACAUGCCUCUAGAUCCCAGAGCUGAUCCCAGAUUCUGGGACAAUGUCUGGACAAAUUUUGGGGAUUAUAGCUUCUUCAGCCGGGACAUGAGACCAUCGGAAGUGGAAGUGAUUAGUAUAAUGCCUCACAAUCCUCACAAUCAUCACAAUUCAUCCCAAACUUAAUUUACUGCAAAUCCCAAGAAGCAUUUGACCCAUUUGACUAAUUAUAUUUGUUGAUUUUACAAUAAAAAUUUUUAAGUUAA